Xiphias gladius (swordfish) is the source of this 710-nucleotide messenger RNA. It is a transcript of the gene mif, whose product is annotated as macrophage migration inhibitory factor. The coding region runs from base 153 to 500 and encodes 115 amino acids. The transcript is spliced from 3 exons. Gene Ontology annotation, molecular function: cytokine activity; phenylpyruvate tautomerase activity. Lineage: Eukaryota; Metazoa; Chordata; Actinopteri; Istiophoriformes; Xiphiidae. The record is from RefSeq and is a predicted model, not a curated record.
UGGAUGGGGGCGCUGUGGUCAUUGUGUCACAUGGUCGCUCCGCCUCCGAAAGAGGAAGAGAAGUCUUCGGUCUGUGGAUCCGCCUGUGUGAACAGAGUCGCAGCAUUUGCAGCGUGUAAAAGGGAGAAGGAGAGCACCGAAAAUCAGUAAUCAUGCCGAUGUUCGUGGUGAACACCAACGUGGCCAAAAGUGAUGUGCCAGCGGCCCUGCUGUCUGAGGCCACGGAGGAGCUGGCCAAAGCAAUGGGCAAACCUGCACAGUACAUAGCUGUGCACAUCAACCCGGACCAAAUGAUGAUGUUUGGAGGAAAGGGAGACCCCUGUGCAGUCUGCUCCCUCCACAGUAUUGGCAAGAUCAGCGGUGCUCACAACAAGCAAUACUCUAAACUCCUGUGUGGACUCCUCAACAAACACCUGGGCGUCUCUCCUGACAGGAUUUAUGUUAACUUUGUAGACAUGGAUGCAGCCAACGUGGCCUGGAACAACUCUACCUUUGCCUGAGAUGGAGGUCAACUAACUGAAAUAGAAAAAAAUUCCAGUAUUUUGCUACAUGUAUGAGCAUAGUUAACACAGAAUGAAAAAGCAUACACCUGGUAAUCCACAGGCCAAUAUACUAUACGACUGUCUUAAAAGCACUUAGAAGGACCCUUUUGCAUUGCACUGAUCCUCUCCCCUUUAAAAUGCAAUAAAGCGAACCCUGUAAACCAUAAA